Naumovozyma castellii is the source of this 2193-nucleotide messenger RNA. RefSeq names its product stress-responsive transcriptional activator MSN4 (gene MSN4). Lineage: Eukaryota; Fungi; Ascomycota; Saccharomycetes; Saccharomycetales; Saccharomycetaceae. The record is from RefSeq and is a predicted model, not a curated record. The transcript has a single exon. The coding region runs from base 1 to 2193 and encodes 730 amino acids.
AUGCUGGCUACAAAGAAGGAAAAUACUUCAACUCUCACGAAUUCCUUGGAAAGGGAAGCUGCUGUUGUACCGGAAGAGCAGAAUAAUAACGAUAGCAAUAACAAUUCGUUAUCUUUGAACUUGAGAAAGGAUAAGCCACAACUCGUGUCUUCUGCAUCAAAUUCAACCUCCACUUCUACAUCUAAUAACAAUACACAAUCUCCAGAAUAUACUUUCUCCAAUCUUUCUUUCGAUUAUAAUUUCCGUACAGAUUCCGCUCAAACAAUGGUAAACAAUAGCACAAUUAAUUUAAAAGCUGGCUUUUUAGAUUCAAAUACUCCAAAUUCAACAACUACAACUAACAAUAAAAGCAAAUCAGGGAACCAUUACAACUCUAACAACAAGAUUUCCGUAUCCAAUUCACUAUCUUCCUCUACAACAAGAUUAGAUACAGAUUCUUCCACUAUAAAGGAUGAAUUAUCUUCACCAAAUCCUCAUUCUUUAGCUACACCCACGGCAAUGAAUGAUUUAUUAGCCAUGUUAGAUGCAAAGGAACAACAUCCAACAAAUGUAAAUUCUUCUUCCAUCAUUUCAUCAUCAAACUUGAAUUCAGGUGCCACAUCACAAACUUCAUCUUCUCCCUUAAACGCUACUUCUUUACAAUUACAAGAUGCAUUGUCACCAUUAUUGAAUGAUCAUCAUCGUACUUUCAAUCCAAAUAUCUUUUUGGACUCACAAAAGAAUUUGUCAAAAUUUCAAAAAAGAUCGUCACAAAAUUCUGCCAUUGACAUUAAUGAAAUGGUAUCUGCAAAGGGGACAAAUCUUCCACAGGCAACAAACAAUAACUCGUUCCUCGAUGAUUUGGUCUCCACAGACUUAUUGAUGGACGAAGAUUUAACGCACAAUGACAAUGACAAUGAUAAUAAUGAUAACGAUAACAACAAUAAUAAUGAUGAUGAAACACAAACAAUAAGAGAAAUUAAGAGAAGAUUAAGUGAAGUCGUAUCACCUUCAUUCCCAACAAUGACAGAUUCACGUAAUUCCAUCUCUCACUCAAUUGAUUUUUGGAAUUUGCCAACUGAUACAAAAAAUAAUAAUAAUAAUAAUACUAAUGACAAUGCAAUUGAAUUGGAUGAACCAGAAAUAAUUAAUAAUGAAUUACACGAUACAUUUAGUGAUUACAGUAUGAAUUUCAACAAUAACGAAAAACCAAAGCAACAACAAGUGCAACAAGUGCAACCUACAACAUUAAAUGAAUUAGUGAGAAAGAAUUCAAUUGCAAGCCCCAAGAGUCCACCAUUAAAUCGUCGUAGAUCAAGUGUGGGAAUCUUGAAACAUCCUGCUCAAAGAAGUUUCAUGCCCGUAUUCGAUACUGAUCUAUCAGGUGAAUUAUUCGAUAAAUUAUACAAUAAUGAUAACGUUAAAGUGGUCCCAUGGGAAAAUUCAUUAUUAUCCGAUGAUGAAGCUGAAGAAUUAGGUAUAUCUCAUAGAAAUAGUUUGAAUGUAUUCAAAUCUCCAAUUAUACCACAAACCUCCAACGUAAAUAUCGAUAAUAAUGAUAACAUUGCACAAACAUUAAAUUCAUUUAAUAUGAAAUUCCAAGAAAGUAUCGAUAAUACAACAACUCACAGUUUAAUGAAUUCACCACCAAAUCCAAAAUUUAUUAAACCUUCCAUGAUGUUGAAUGAUAAUGCCUCAAUGGCAGCUAAAUUGGCUACCACGGGUGUGGAACAAUUUGAUAUGAUCCCCAAUAUGACUGAAAACUCUACUCAAAAUUAUGAUAUUUCAUUAAGUUCUCCAAUUGAUUUGCAAAAUGCAUUUUCAUCAUUAUCAUCAAUGGCAUCACCAAUUCCAAAUAUCUUACCUACAACGGCUUCUUCUGCCACAGGAAGUUCCAAACAAAUUAAUCCAAGAAGAAGAAAAUCAAGUAUUUCACCAACAAGCCCUCACAACAAUAGUAAUAAUUCAACAGCUCAUACAUCAAGAAGAGCAAGUGUAAGUGUUACUCCCGGGUCUCUUGAUGAUAAGAACAAACCAUUCAAAUGUAGCGAGUGUAUUAAGGCAUUUAGACGCAGUGAACACUUGAAAAGACAUAUACGAUCCGUUCAUUCAUCAGAACGUCCAUUUGCAUGUAUGUUCUGCGAAAAGAAAUUUAGUAGAAGUGAUAAUCUAUCACAACAUUUGAAAACACACAAGAAACAUGGUGAUUUUUAA